Dromiciops gliroides (monito del monte) is the source of this 34985-nucleotide messenger RNA. RefSeq names its product mucin 16, cell surface associated (gene MUC16). The record is from RefSeq and is a predicted model, not a curated record. The coding region runs from base 1 to 34905 and encodes 11634 amino acids. Lineage: Eukaryota; Metazoa; Chordata; Mammalia; Microbiotheria; Microbiotheriidae. The transcript has 113 exons.
AUGCCCACAUCAGAGCAAAAAGGAGACCCCUCCCCCAGGAGCACAGACUACAUGGCAGACAUCUCAACGUCUGGUCAAGUCAGUGCCUUGUCCAGCUUCUCGCAGAAGAUCCCCCAGGACACUGCUUCUUCCCAUUCAGCUGCCUCUCUGGGUACCACCAUGCCAGGCUCCUUUGGCUCAGCUGGUCCAACGGUGUCUCCAGAGGACAAGACUAGCCCCCAGGGCAGAGGCCUGGCCACCACAUCAGGGAGUUCCCUCAGUCUCAGCCCUCCUAUGAUGGAGCCCCCUGUUUCCAUCAUCAGCACGGAGGCUGGCCCAUGGACACCUUCCUCUACCCCCAUGAGCAGUGUACCAAGGGCAACAGACAGCAGCACUCCCAACCUCUUGGACACCAUCCGGACUGGGGCCACCAGCCUAGUCUCUGUGCCUUCCUCAGAGGCAGGCAGUCCUGGGCUGUCCACACCCAGCCCACCCUCCUCUGCUGUCUUCAUCCAAUCCACAGAAGGCUCAGAACCCUCUGCCCCUGGGAUGGCGCUGACCUCUGGAGAAGAACCCAGAAGAUCGUGCAACCAGUCCAUUCGUGCCAUCUUCACUGGUUCCAGAGAACCUCUGGACAUCUGCCCCUUUCCUCUUGGGGACCACAUUCCUGAUGGACAUCACUUCGACUUUGGAACUUGCAUGUCCCCAUUCUGGUCAGAUGCUCCAGGGAGGAUGGAGAAUUGGGUGGUGGAGAGGAUCCCAGAGAGCCUAGGUGCCAGCACCCAGCAGGCUGCCCUGACUUCCCAGGAAGGUACCAGCUCUCCAGGCACUGAGCCCGUCUUGCCCACCACCAGGGUCAGUGAAUCAGACACAGGACUACCCAGCAGGAGCCCCAUGUCAACAGGUACCAGGAAUGCGUCCUCAAUGGACAGCGAGGACACAGAACUCAGCAGGCUGCCCGUGGUGGCUUCCACGCUGGGAAGUUCCACACUCAGGACACCGGCAGUGACCGUGUCCCCAGAGACAGCUGCUGGCUGCACCUCGGCUCAGGCCCGCAGCAUCCCUGAGGUCUCUGCCUCAGGAAGCCAAGAUCUGGAGGUGCCCUGGACGGCCACGUCUUCUCUGGCAGGAGCCUCCACUUCGCUUGUCUCUCCUGUGGGGGUGACCACGGACACUGGCUCGCUGCCUGUUGCUCCCACUUUGGCCGAGCUGCGGGGCCGGACAGAAUCCAGUGCUCCCCUGGGUGCCAGCUCCCAAGGGACAGUCUCCUCCUUUCUCCCCUGGGCCACCCCUGGUCGUGUCACUGCAACCGCCAGGGAGCCUGACACCUCCAGGCAUGCAGACACUGCUCCAGAAGCCUCCCUACAGCCCAGGAUCUCUGCUUCAGGGCCAACAAGCAGCCAGACCCUUGCUCUGUCUUCAUCGGGCACAGUGUCUGCUAGCCACGUCCCGGGCACCCUCCCCAUCUCCUCAGAGACACAGACGGUGGCUUUCACCAUCUCAGGGAAGCCAGACGUGCAGACAGGGACUGAAGAAGGCUCCUCUGUCGGGCCCCUCACUAGCCUGAAGACCACGUUUGCCCCCGAGCAAGGAGGAACAGCCUCGGCUAUGCCAUCCGUGGCAGGGCCCACAGCGACCAGGGCAGUGUCCACCACCAGCCCUGUGCCCACAGGGGCCUGGGGAACUGCCCUCACUGCCCGAGUGGAUGCCAGUUCCACGGGCACUCUGGACACUCCCCCAAGAGAGAGCGUUACCUCUCCUGGCUCUCCCAGUGUGGAACAGAGCACUGGCUAUUUCAACACACCUGGAGGCUCCUCUGCUUCCCUGGGCACCUUGACUGCUGUUGCCGUGACUGCAGAGCAGAGGACCCAUGCUACCUCCCUCUCCUCUGUGGAGACCCCCAAAGCUGAGGAGGGGGCGACUUCCAGGUCCUCUUCUGAAAGCUUCCUCCCCACGCGGGGCACCCAGAGCAGCAGCAGCCCAGGGGUGGCCUCCACCACGUUGCUCCCUGCUGAGGCCCGUUCUGCAAGCAGUCCUGCCGGCCCCGGGCACAGCACACAUCCCUAUGGUUCCCCCAUCCCUGCAGAGAGCACAGCUGGGCGAGUCACAGGUGUGACCACAGGUUCCCCCAGUGGCUCCCCUGUGGACACCACUGUAGGCCACACCUCAGGUGUUCCACCCACGAGUCUUGGGGCAGAGACCUCCUCCCGCCUUGUGCCCACCCAGGUGCCUGAAGCCUCCUCUAAGGGUGUUCCCGUUUCUGGCCUGCAUGAAGGUCCCAGUGUCCCAUGGCUUUCUGGACCACCUGCCACGCUUGGGAGUGCACUAAGCACAGGCCUCGGUUGGCUCUGGACUCCCACUGCAGCCACUCCUGAUGCCUCCUUGGGGAGCAGCCCCAUGGCAGAUGGCAUGAAUUCAGCUGUCCCCGGGACUGAGAGUGCCCAUCUGACCCCCAGCAGCAAGGGCGCUGACCUCCUCCCUACCUCUGCCACCUCUGCCUCACACCCUGAGAGCCCAACUUGGGGAGAAAGGGCUGGCCCAGCUGCUCCAUUGAGCACAGUCCAGCCUCUAGCACCAAUGUCCUCACACCCUCGUGCUGGAGCAACACUUUCCCUGACCUCUACAGCUCUUAGCUCACCUUGGCAGGGGACUAGAGACCAAGAGUGGUUGUCUACUGGUUCAGAGAUCGCCUCCCCUCGCCCCUUGGCCACUACCGCAGGGGAACGUUCAACCAGAGAUCUCUCAGCUCCUGUGACAGGAGUGGGCACCAAAGGGACAUUGGGUCAAGAGCCCAGUACAAGCCUUGGAGAGCGCCCGGCCUCCUCAAAGGACAGGGCACCCACAGGCACCAGCUCCAUUUCUCAAGACCAAUCCCUUGCUUUGGGUACCUCAAGUCCCCCAGUCAGUGCCCUGUUCCCAAGGACUGAUCCCCAGUCCCCAUUAGCCCUUGGCACAGUUGCAGAAGGCAGGUCCACUUCUCCUCUUUCCCCAGUCAUGGGGCUCAGCUUUUCAUCCAUUCCCACCAUGCCCACAUCAGAGCAAAAAGGAGUCCCCUCCCCCAGGAGCACAGACUACAUGGCAGACAUCUCAACGUCUGGUCAAGUCAGUGCCUUGUCCAGCUUCUCGCAGAAGAUCCCCCAGGACACUGCUUCUUCCCGUUCAGCUGCCUCUCUGGGUACCACCAUGCCAGGCUCCUUUGGCUCAGCCGGUCCAACGGUGUCUCCAGAGGACAAGACUAGCCCCCAGGGCAGAGGCCUGACCACCACAUCAGGGAGUUCUCUCAGUCUCAGCCCUCCUAUGACAGAGCCCCCUGUUUCCAUCAUCAGCACCGAGGCUGGCCCAUGGACACCUUCCUCUACCCCCAUGAGCAGUGUACCAAGGGCAACAGACAGCAGCACUCCCAACCUCUUGGACACCAUCCAGACUGGGGCCACCAGCCUAGUCUCUGUGCCUUCCUCAGAGGCAGGCAGUCCUGGGCUGUCCACACCCAGCCCACCCUCCUCUGCUGUCUUCAUCCAAUCCACAGAAGGCUCAGACCACUCUGCCCCUGAGAUGGCGCUGACCUCUGGGUCCACAUUUUUCAUUCCCACCACCAUGGAAUCAGAGAAGAACCCAGAAGAUCGUGCAACCAGUCCAUUCGUUCCAUCUUCACUGGUUCCAGAGAACCUCUGGACAUCUGCCCCUUCCCUCUCAGGGACCACAUUCCUGACGGACAUCACUUCGACUUUGGGGAUCCCAGAGAGCCUAGGUGCCAGUACCCAGCAGGCCGCCCUGACUUCCCAGGAAGGUACCAGCUCUCCAGGCACUGAGCCCGUCUUGCCCACCACCAGGGUCAGCGAAUCAGACACAGGACUACCCAGCAGGAGCCCCAUAUCAGCAGGUACCAGGAAUGCAUCCCCAACGGACAGUGAGGACACUGAACCCAGAAGCCUGCCCAUGGUGGCCUCCACACUGGGAAGUUCCAUGCUCAGGACACCGGCAGUGACCGUGUCCCCAGGGACAGCUGCUGGCUCCACCUCAGCCCAAGCCCCCAGCGUCCCUGAGGUCUCUGCCUCAGGGAGCCAAGACCUGGAGACGCCUGGGACAGACACGUCCUCUCUGGCAAGAGCCUCCACUUCCCUUGUCUCUCCUGUGGGGGUGACCACGGACAGUGGCUCCCUGCCUGUUGCUCCCACUUCGGCAGAGCUGUGGGGCUGGACAGAAUCCAUUGCUCCCCUGGGGAGCAGCUCCCAAGGGACGGUCUCCUCCUUUCUCUCCUCAGCCACCGAUGGUCCUGUCACCACAACUGCCAGGGAGCCUGACACCUCCAGGCAUGCAGACACUGCUCCAGCUGCCUCCUCCCACCCCGGGAUCUUUGCUUCAGGGCCAACAAGCAGCCAGACCCUUGCUCUGUCUUCAUCGGGCACAGUGCCUGCUAGCCACGUCCCGGGCACCCUCCCCAUCUCCUCAGAAACACACCCAGUGGCUUUCACUGUCUCAGGGACGCCAGACGUGCAGACAGGGACUGAAGAAAGCUCCUCUGGGGUGCCCCUCAGUGGCCUGAAGACCACGUUUUCCCCUGAGCAAGGAGGAACAGCCUCGGCUAUGCCAUCCGUGGCAGGGCCCACAGCGACCAGGGCAGUGUCCACCACCAGCCCUGUGCCCAUGGGGGCCUGGGGAACUGCCCUCACUGCCCUAGUGGAUGCCAGUUCUAUGGGGACUCUGGAGACUCCCGAGAGAGAGAGCGUGACCUCUCCUGCCCCUCCCAGUAUGGAACAGAGCACUGGCUAUUUCAACACACCUGGAGGCUCCUCUGCUUCCCUGGGCACCUUGACUGCUGUUGCCGCGACUGCAGAGCAGGGAACCCAUGCUACCUCCCUCUCCUCUGUGGAGACCCCCAAAGCUGAGGAGGGGGCGACUUCCAGGUCCUCUUCUGAGAGCUUCCUCCCCACGCGGGGCACCCAGAGCAGCAGCAGCCCAGGGGUGGCCUCCACCACGUUGCUCCCUGCUGAGGCCCGUUCUGCAAGCAGUCCUGCAGGCCCCGGGCACAGCACACAUCCCUAUGGCUCCCCCAUCCCUGCAGAGAUCACAGCUGGCCAAGUCACAGGGGUGCCUGAAACCUCCUCUAAUGGUGUUCCCGUUUCUGGCCCGCAUGAAGGUCCCAGUGUCCCAUGGCUUUCUGCACCAGCUGCCACGCUUGGGAGUGCGCUAAGCACAGGCCUUGGUUGGCUCUGGACUCCCACUGCAGUCACUCCUGAUGCCUCCUUGGGGAACAGCCCGAUGGCAGAUGGCAUGAGUUCAACUGUCCCAGGCACUGAGAGUGCCCAUCUGACUCCCAGCAGCAAGGGCACUGACCUCCUCCCUACCUCUGCCACCUCUGCAUCACACCCUGAGAGCCCAACUUGGGGAGAAGGGGCCGGCCCAGCUGCUCCAUUGAGCACAGUCCAGCCUCUAGCAUCCAUGUCCUCACACCCUCGUGCUGGAGCAACACUUUCCCUGACCUCUACGGCUCUUAGCUCACCUUGGCAGGGGACUAGAGACCAAGAGCGGUUGUCUACUGGUUCAGAGAUCGCCUCCCCUCGCCCCUUGGCCACUACCGCAGGGGAACGUUCAACCAGAGAUCUCUCAGCUCCUGUGACAGGAGUGGGCACCAAAGGGACAUUGGGUCAAGAGCCCAGUACCAGCCUUGGAGAGCGCCUGGCCUCCUCAAAGGACAGGGCACCCACAGGCACCAGCUCCAUUUCUCAAGACCAAUCCCUUGCUUUGGGUACCUCAAGUCCCCCAGUCAGUGCCCUCUUCCCAAGGACUGAUCCCCAGUCCCCAUUAGCCCUUGGCACAGUUGCAGAAGGCAGGUCCACUUCUCCUCUUUCCCCAGUCAUGGGGCUCAGCUUUUCAUCCAUUCCCACCAUGCCCACAUCAGAGCAAAAAGGAGUCCCCUCCCCCAGGAGCACAGACUACAUGGCAGACAUCUCAACGUCUGGUCAAGUCAGUGCCUUGUACAGCUUCUCGCAGAAGAUCCCCCAGGACACUGCUUCUUCCCAUUCAGCUGCCUCUCUGGGUACCACCGUGCCAGGCUUCAUUGUUCCAGCCAGUCCAACGGUCAUUCCUGAGGAGAAGACUAGCCCCCAGGGCAGAGGCCUGACCACCACAUCAGGGAGUUCCCUCAGUCUCAGCCCUCCUAUGACGGAGCCCCCUGUUUCCAUCAUCAGCACGGAGGCUGGCCCAUGGACACCUUCCUCUACCCCCAUGAGCAGUGUACCAAGGGCAACAGACAGCAGCACUCCCAACCUCUUGGACACCAUCCGGACUGGGGCCACCAGCCUAGUCUCUGUGCCUUCCUCAGAGGCAGGCAGUCCUGGGCUGUCCACACCCAGCCCACCCUCCUCUGCUCUCUUCAUCCAAUCCACAGAAGGCUCAGAACCCUCUGCCCCUGGGAUGGCGCUGACCUCUGGGUCCUCAUUUUUUGUUCCCUCCACCAUGGAAUCAGGGAUGAACCCCGAAGAUCGUGCAACCAGUCCAUUCGUGCCAUCUUCACUGGUUCCAGAGAACCUCUGGACAUCUGCCCCUUUCCUCUCGGGGACCACAUUCCUGAUGGACAUCACUUCGACUUUGGGGAUCCCAGAGAGCCUAGGUGCCAGCACCCAGCAGGCUGCCCUGACUUCCCAGGAAGGUACCAGCUCUCCAGGCACUGAGCCCGUCUUGCCCACCACCAGGGUCAGUGAAUCAGACACAGGACUACCCAGCAGGAGCCCCAUGUCAGCAGGUACCAGGAAUGCGUCCUCAAUGGACAGCGAGGACACAGAACUCAGCAGGCUGCCCGUGGUGGCUUCCACGCUGGGAAGUUCCACACUCAGGACACCGGCAGUGACCGUGUCCCCAGAGACAGCUGCUGGCUCCACCUCGGCUCAGGCCCGCAGCAUCCCUGAGGUCUCUGCCUCAGGAAGCCAAGAUCUGGAGGUGCCCUGGACGGCCACGUCUUCUCUGGCAGGAGCCUCCACUUCGCUUGUCUCUCCUGUGGGGGUGACCACGGACACUGGCUCGCUGCCUGUUGCUCCCACUUUGGCCGAGCUGCGGGGCCGGACAGAAUCCAGUGCUCCCCUGGGUGCCAGCUCCCAAGGGACAGUCUCCUCCUUUCUCCCCUGGGCCACCCCUGGUCGUGUCACUGCAACCGCCAGGGAGCCUGACACCUCCAGGCAUGCAGACACUGCUCCAGAAGCCUCCCUACAGCCCAGGAUCUCUGCUUCAGGGCCAACAAGCAGCCAGACCCUUGCUCUGUCUUCAUCGGGCACAGUGUCUGCUAGCCACGUCCCGGGCACCCUCCCCAUCUCCUCAGAGACACAGACGGUGGCUUUCACCAUCUCAGGGAAGCCAGACGUGCAGACAGGGACUGAAGAAGGCUCCUCUGUCGGGCCCCUCACUAGCCUGAAGACCACGUUUGCCCCCGAGCAAGGAGGAACAGCCUCGGCUAUGCCAUCCGUGGCAGGGCCCACAGCGACCAGGGCAGUGUCCACCACCAGCCCUGUGCCCACAGGGGCCUGGGGAACUGCCCUCACUGCCCGAGUGGAUGCCAGUUCCACGGGCACUCUGGACACUCCCCCAAGAGAGAGCGUUACCUCUCCUGGCUCUCCCAGUGUGGAACAGAGCACUGGCUAUUUCAACACACCUGGAGGCUCCUCUGCUUCCCUGGGCACCUUGACUGCUGUUGCCGUGACUGCAGAGCAGAGGACCCAUGCUACCUCCCUCUCCUCUGUGGAGACCCCCAAAGCUGAGGAGGGGGCGACUUCCAGGUCCUCUUCUGAAAGCUUCCUCCCCACGCGGGGCACCCAGAGCAGCAGCAGCCCAGGGGUGGCCUCCACCACGUUGCUCCCUGCUGAGGCCCGUUCUGCAAGCAGUCCUGCCGGCCCCGGGCACAGCACACAUCCCUAUGGUUCCCCCAUCCCUGCAGAGAGCACAGCUGGGCGAGUCACAGGUGUGACCACAGGUUCCCCCAGUGGCUCCCCUGUGGAUACCACUGUAGGCCACACCUCAGGUGUUCCACCCACGAGUCUUGGGGCAGAGACCUCCUCCCGCCUUGUGCCCACCCAGGUGCCUGAAGCCUCCUCUAAGGGUGUUCCCGUUUCUGGCCUGCAUGAAGGUCCCAGUGUCCCAUGGCUUUCUGGACCACCUGCCACGCUUGGGAGUGCACUAAGCACAGGCCUCGGUUGGCUCUGGACUCCCACUGCAGCCACUCCUGAUGCCUCCUUGGGGAGCAGCCCCAUGGCAGAUGGCAUAAAUUCAGCUGUCCCCGGGACUGAGAGUGCCCAUCUGACCCCCAGCAGCAAGGGCGCUGACCUCCUCCCUACCUCUGCCACCUCUGCCUCACACCCUGAGAGCCCAACUUGGGGAGAAGGGGCUGGCCCAGCUGCUCCAUUGAGCACGGUCCAGCCUCUAGCAUCAAUGUCCUCACACCCUCGUGCUGGAGCAACACUUUCCCUGACCUCUACAGCUCUUAGCUCACCUUGGCAGGGGACUAGAGACCAAGAGCGGUUGUCUACUGGUUCAGAGAUCGCCUCCCCUCGCCCCUUGGCCACUACCGCAGGGGAACGUUCAACCAGAGAUCUCUCAGCUCCUGUGACAGGAGUGGGCACCAAAGGGACAUUGGGUCAAGAGCCCAGUACAAGCCUUGGAGAGCGCCCGGCCUCCUCAAAGGACAGGGCACCCACAGGCACCAGCUCCAUUUCUCAAGACCAAUCCCUUGCUUUGGGUACCUCAAGUCCCCCAGUCAGUGCCCUGUUCCCAAGGACUGAUCCCCAGUCCCCAUUAGCCCUUGGCACAGUUGCAGAAGGCAGGUCCACUUCUCCUCUUUCCCCAGUCAUGGGGCUCAGCUUUUCAUCCAUUCCCACCAUGCCCACAUCAGAGCAAAAAGGAGUCCCCUCCCCCAGGAGCACAGACUACAUGGCAGACAUCUCAACGUCUGGUCAAGUCAGUGCCUUGUCCAGCUUCUCGCAGAAGAUCCCCCAGGACACUGCUUCUUCCCGUUCAGCUGCCUCUCUGGGUACCACCAUGCCAGGCUCCUUUGGCUCAGCCGGUCCAACGGUGUCUCCAGAGGACAAGACUAGCCCCCAGGGCAGAGGCCUGACCACCACAUCAGGGAGUUCUCUCAGUCUCAGCCCUCCUAUGACAGAGCCCCCUGUUUCCAUCAUCAGCACCGAGGCUGGCCCAUGGACACCUUCCUCUACCCCCAUGAGCAGUGUACCAAGGGCAACAGACAGCAGCACUCCCAACCUCUUGGACACCAUCCAGACUGGGGCCACCAGCCUAGUCUCUGUGCCUUCCUCAGAGGCAGGCAGUCCUGGGCUGUCCACACCCAGCCCACCCUCCUCUGCUGUCUUCAUCCAAUCCACAGAAGGCUCAGACCACUCUGCCCCUGAGAUGGCGCUGACCUCUGGGUCCACAUUUUUCAUUCCCACCACCAUGGAAUCAGAGAAGAACCCAGAAGAUCGUGCAACCAGUCCAUUCGUUCCAUCUUCACUGGUUCCAGAGAACCUCUGGACAUCUGCCCCUUCCCUCUCAGGGACCACAUUCCUGACGGACAUCACUUCGACUUUGGGGAUCCCAGAGAGCCUAGGUGCCAGUACCCAGCAGGCCGCCCUGACUUCCCAGGAAGGUACCAGCUCUCCAGGCACUGAGCCCGUCUUGCCCACCACCAGGGUCAGCGAAUCAGACACAGGACUACCCAGCAGGAGCCCCAUAUCAGCAGGUACCAGGAAUGCAUCCCCAACGGACAGUGAGGACACUGAACCCAGAAGCCUGCCCAUGGUGGCCUCCACACUGGGAAGUUCCAUGCUCAGGACACCGGCAGUGACCGUGUCCCCAGGGACAGCUGCUGGCUCCACCUCAGCCCAAGCCCCCAGCGUCCCUGAGGUCUCUGCCUCAGGGAGCCAAGACCUGGAGACGCCUGGGACAGACACGUCCUCUCUGGCAAGAGCCUCCACUUCCCUUGUCUCUCCUGUGGGGGUGACCACGGACAGUGGCUCCCUGCCUGUUGCUCCCACUUCGGCAGAGCUGUGGGGCUGGACAGAAUCCAUUGCUCCCCUGGGGAGCAGCUCCCAAGGGACGGUCUCCUCCUUUCUCUCCUCGGCCACCGAUGGUCCUGUCACCACAACUGCCAGGGAGCCUGACACCUCCAGGCAUGCAGACACUGCUCCAGCUGCCUCCUCCCACCCCGGGAUCUUUGCUUCAGGGCCAACAAGCAGCCAGACCCUUGCUCUGUCUUCAUCGGGCACAGUGCCUGCUAGCCACGUCCCGGGCACCCUCCCCAUCUCCUCAGAAACACACCCAGUGGCUUUCACUGUCUCAGGGACGCCAGACGUGCAGACAGGGACUGAAGAAAGCUCCUCUGGGGUGCCCCUCAGUGGCCUGAAGACCACGUUUUCCCCUGAGCAAGGAGGAACAGCCUCGGCUAUGCCAUCCGUGGCAGGGCCCACAGCGACCAGGGCAGUGUCCACCACCAGCCCUGUGCCCAUGGGGGACUGGGGAACUGCCCUCACUGCCCGAGUGGAUGCCAGUUCUAUGGGGACUCUGGAGACUCCCGAGAGAGAGAGCGUGACCUCUCCUGCCCCUCCCAGUGUGGAACAGAGCACUGGCUAUUUCAACACACCUGGAGGCUCCUCUGCUUCCCUGGGCACCUUGACUGCUGUUGCCGCGACUGCAGAGCAGGGAACCCAUGCUACCUCCCUCUCCUCUGUGGAGACCCCCAAAGCUGAGGAGGGGGUGACUUCCAGGUCCUCUUCUGAGAGCUUCCUCCCCACGCGGGGCACCCAGAGCAGCAGCAGCCCAGGGGUGGCCUCCACCACGUUGCUCCCUGCUGAGGCCCGUUCUGCAAGCAGUCCUGCAGGCCCCGGGCACAGCACACAUCCCUAUGGCUCCCCCAUCCCUGCAGAGAUCACAGCUGGCCAAGUCACAGGGGUGACCACCGGUUCCCCCAGUGGCUCCCCUGUGGACACCACUGUAGGCCACACCUCAGGUGUUCCACCCACGAGUCUUGGGGCAGAGACCUCCUCCCACCUUGUGCCCACCCAGGUGCCUGAAACCUCCUCUAAUGGUGUUCCCGUUUCUGGCCCGCAUGAAGGUCCCAGUGUCCCAUGGCUUUCUGCACCAGCUGCCACGCUUGGGAGUGCGCUAAGCACAGGCCUUGGUUGGCUCUGGACUCCCACUGCAGUCACUCCUGAUGCCUCCUUGGGGAACAGCCCGAUGGCAGAUGGCAUGAGUUCAACUGUCCCAGGCACUGAGAGUGCCCAUCUGACUCCCAGCAGCAAGGGCACUGACCUCCUCCCUACCUCUGCCACCUCUGCAUCACACCCUGAGAGCCCAACUUGGGGAGAAGGGGCCGGCCCAGCUGCUCCAUUGAGCACAGUCCAGCCUCUAGCAUCCAUGUCCUCACACCCUCGUGCUGGAGCAACACUUUCCCUGACCUCUACGGCUCUUAGCUCACCUUGGCAGGGGACUAGAGACCAAGAGCGGUUGUCUACUGGUUCAGAGAUCGCCUCCCCUCGCCCCUUGGCCACUACCGCAGGGGAACGUUCAACCAGAGAUCUCUCAGCUCCUGUGACAGGAGUGGGCACCAAAGGGACAUUGGGUCAAGAGCCCAGUACCAGGCUUGGAGAGCGCCCGGCCUCCUCAAAGGACAGGGCACCCACAGGCACCAGCUCCAUUUCUCAAGACCAAUCCCUUGCUUUGGGUACCUCAAGUCCCCCAGUCAGUGCCCUCUUCCCAAGGACUGAUCCCCAGUCCCCAUUAGCCCUUGGCACAGUUGCAGAAGGCAGGUCCACUUCUCCUCUUUCCCCAGUCAUGGGGCUCAGCUUUUCAUCCAUUCCCACCAUGCCCACAUCAGAGCAAAAAGGAGUCCCCUCCCCCAGGAGCACAGACUACAUGGCAGACAUCUCAACGUCUGGUCAAGUCAGUGCCUUGUCCAGCUUCUCGCAGAAGAUCCCCCAGGACACUGCUUCUUCCCAUUCAACUGCCUCUCUGGGUACCACCGUGCCAGGCUUCAUUGUUCCAGCCAGUCCAACGGUCAUUCCUGAGGAGAAGACUAGCCCCCAGGGCAGAGACCUGACCACCACAUCAGGGAGUUCCCUCAGUCUCAGCCCUCCUAUGACGGAGCCCCCUGUUUCCAUCAUCAGCACGGAGGCUGGCCCAUGGACACCUUCCUCUACCCCCAUGAGCAGUGUACCAAGGGCAACAGACAGCAGCACUCCCAACCUCUUGGACACCAUCCAGACUGGGGCCACCAGCCUAGUCUCUGUGCCUUCCUCAGAGGCAGGCAGUCCUGGGCUGUCCACACCCAGCCCACCCUCCUCUGCUCUCUUCAUCCAAUCCACAGAAGGCUCAGAACCCUCUGCCCCUGGGAUGGCGCUUACCUCUGGGUCCUCAUUUUUUGUUCCCUCCACCAUGGAAUCAGGGAUGAACCCCGAAGAUCGUGCAACCAGUCCAUUCGUGCCAUCUUCACGGGUUCCAGAGAACCUCUGGACAUCUGCCCCUUUCCUCUCGGGGACCACAUUCCUGAUGGACAUCACUUCGACUUUGGGGAUCCCAGAGAGCCUAGGUGCCAGUACCCAGCAGGCCGCCCUGACUUCCCAGGAAGGUACCAGCUCUCCAGGCACUGAGCCUGUCUUGCCCACCACCAGGGUCAGUGAAUCAGCUCGGCUCAUUGUCUCUGUGGCAGGGAGCUUUCGUCGAUGCAAGGGCAGGUCCUGGAGGAGGUGCCAGGACACAGGACUACCCAGCAGGAGCCCCAUGUCAGCAGGUACCAGGAAUGCGUCCCCAAUGGACAUCGAGGACACAGAACCCAGCAGGCUGCCCGUGGUGGCCUCCAUGCUGGGAAGUUCCACACUCAGGACACCGGCAGUGACCGUGUCCCCAGGGACAGCAGCUGGCUCCACCUCGGCUCAGGCCCGCAGCGUCCCUGAGGUCUCUGCCUCAGGGAGCCAAGAUCUGGCGGUGCCCUGGCCGGCCACAUCUUCUCUGGCAGGAGCCUCCACUUCCCUUGUCUCUCCUGUGGGGGUUACCACGGACACUGGCUCGCUGCCUGUUGCUCCCACUUUGGCCGAGCUGCGGGGCCGGACAGAAUCCAGUGCUCCCCUGGGUGCCAGCUCCCAAGGGACAGUCUCCUCCUUUCUCCCCUCGGCCACCCCUGGUCGUGUCACUGCAACUGCCAGGGAGCCUGACAUCUCCAGGCAUGCAGACACUGCUCCAGAAGCCUCCCUACAGCCCAGGAUCUCUGCUUCAGGGCCAACAAGCAGCCAACCUCUUGCUCUGUCUUCAUCGGCCAUAGUGUCUGCUAGCCACGUCCCAGGCACCCUCCCCAUCUCCUCAGAGACACAGACGGUGGCUUUCACCAUCUCAGGGAAGCCAGACGUGCAGACAGGGACUGAAGAAAGCUCCUCUGGGGUGCCCCUCAGUAGCCUGAAGACCACAUUUUCCCCUGAGCAAGGAGGAACAGCCUCGGCUAUGCCAUCCGUGGCAGGGCCCACAGCGACCAGGGCAGUGUCCACCACCAGCCCUGUGCCCACAGGGGCCUGGGGAACUGCCCUCACUGCCCGAGUGGAUGCCAGUUCCACGGGCACUCUGGACACUCCCCCAAGAGAGAGCGUUACCUCUCCUGGCUCUCCCAGUGUGGAACAGAGCACUGGCUAUUUCAACACACCUGGAGGCUCCUCUGCUUCCCUGGGCACCUUGACAGCUGUUGCCGUGACUGCAGAGCAGAGGACCCAUGCUACCUCCCUCUCCUCUGUGGAGACCCCCAAAGCUGAGGAGGGAGCCACUUCCAGGUCCUCUUCUGAGAGCUUCCUCCCCACGCGGGGCACCCAGAGCAGCAGCAGCCCAGGGGUGGCCUCCACACUGGGAAGUUCUACUCUCAGGAAACCGGCAGUGACCCCAGGGCCAGCUGCUGGCUCCACCUCAGCUCAGGCCCCCAGCUUCCCUGAGGUCUCUGCCUCAGUGAGCGAAGAUCUAGAGACGCCCGGAACAGACACAUCCUCUCUUGUAGGAGCCUCUACUUCGCGCGGCUCUCCUGUGGGAGUGACCACUGGCACUGGCUCCCUGCCUGUUGCUCCCACUUCGGCAGAGCUGCGGGGCCGGACAGAAUCCAGUACUCCCUCGGGCGCCAGUUCCCAAGGGACAAUCUCCUCCUUUCUCCCCUCCGCCACUCCUGGUCCUGUCACCACAACUGCCAGGGAGCCUGACACCUCCAGGCAUGCAGACACUGCUCCAGCUGCCUCCUCCCACCCCGGGAUCUCUGCUUCAGUGCCAACAAGUAGCCAGACACUUGUUCUGUCUUCAUUGGCCUCAGUGUCUGCUAGCCACGUCCCGGGCACCCUCCCCAUUUCCUCAGAGACACACCCAGUGGCUUUCACCAUCUCAGGGAAGCCAGACGUGCAGACAGGGACUGAAGCAGGCUCCUCUGGGGUUCCCCUCAGUAGCCUGAAGACCACGUUUUCCCCUGAGCAAGGAGGAACAGCCUCGGCUAUGCCAUCCGUGGCAGGGCCCACAGCGACCAGGGCAGUGUCCACCACCAGCCCUGUGCCCACAGGGGCCUGGGGAACUGCCCUCACUGCCCAAGUGCAUGCCAGUUCCACGGGGACUCUGGAGACUCCCCCAAGGGAGAGCGUGACCUCUCCUGGCCCUCCCAGUGUGGAACAGAGCACUGGCUAUUUCAACACACCUGGAGGCUCCUCUGCUUCCCUGGGUACCUUGACUGCUGUUGCUGUGACUGCAGAGCAGGGGACCCAUGCUACCUCCCUCUCCUCUGUGGAGACCCCCAAAGCUGAGGAGGGGGCGACUUCCAGGUCCUCUUCUGAGAGCUUCCUCCCCACGCGGGGCACCCAGAGCAGCAGCAGCCCAGGGGUGGCCUCCACCACAUUGCUCCCUGCUGAGGCCCGUUCUGCAAGCAGUCCUGCAGGCCCCGGGCACAGCACACAUCCUUAUGGCUCCCCCAUCCCUGCAGAGAUCACAGCUGGCCAAGUCACAAGGGUGACCACCGGUUCCCCCAGUGGCUCCCCUGUGGACACCACUGUAGGCCACACCUCAGGUGUUCCACCCACGAGUCUUGGGGCAGAGACCUCCUCCCGCCUUGUGCCCACCCAGGUGCCUGAAGCCUCCUCUAAGGGUGUUCCCGUUUCUGGCCUGCAUGAAGGUCCCAGUGUCCCAUGGCUUUCUGCACCAGCUGCCACGCUUGGGAGUGCACUAAGCACAGGCCUCGGUUGGCUCUGGACUCCCACUGCAGCCACUCCUGAUGCCUCCUUGGGGAGCAGCCCCAUGGCAGAUGGCAUGAGUUCAACUGUCCCCGGGACUGAGAGUGCCCAUCUGACUCCCAGCAGCAAGGGCACUGACCUCCUCCCUACCUCUGCCACCUCUGCCUCACACCCUGAGAGCCCAACAUGGGGAGAAGGGGCUGGCCCAGCUGCUCCAUUGAGCACGGUCCAGCCUCUAGCAUCAAUGUCCUCACACCCUCGUGCUGGAGCAACACUUUCCCUGACCUCUACGGCUCUUAGCUCACCUUGGCAGGGGACUAGAGACCUGGAGGGGUUGUCUACAGGUUCAGAGAUCGCCUCCCCUCGCCCCUUGGCCACUACCGCAGGGGAACGUUCAACCAGAGAUCUCUCAGCUCCUGUGACAGGAGUGGCUACCAAAGGGACAUUUGGUCAAGAGCCCAGUACCAGCCUUGGAGAGAGCCCGGCCUUCUCAAAGCACAGGGCACCCACAGUCACCAGCCCCAUUUCUCAGGACCAAUCCCUUGCUUUGGGUACCUCAAGUCCCCCAGUCAGUGCCCUGUUCCCAGGGACUGAUCCCCAGUCCCCAUUAGCCCUUGGCACAGUUGCAGAAGGCAGGUCCACUUCUCCUCUUUCCCCAGUCAUGGGGCUCAGCUUUUCAUCCAUUCCCACCAUGCCCACAUCAGAGCAAAAAGGAGUCCCCUCCCCCAGGAGCACAGACUACAUGGCAGACAUCUCAACGUCUGGUCAAGUCAGUGCCUUGUCCAGCUUCUCGCAUAAGAUCCCCCAGGACACUGCUUCUUCCCAUUCAGCUGCCUCUCUGGGUACCACCAUGCCAGGAUCCUUUGGCUCAGCCGGUCCAAUGGUGUCUCCAGAGGAGAAGACUAGCCCCCAGGGCAGAGGCCUGACCACCACAUCAGGGAGUUCCCUCAGUCUCAGCCCUCCUAUGACGGAGCCCCCGGUUUCCAUCAUCAGCAAGGAGGCUGGCCCAUGGACACCUUCCUCUACCCCCUUGAGCAGUGAACCAUGGGCAACAGACAGCAGCACUCCCAACCUCUUGGACACCAUCCGGACUGUGGCCACCAGCCCAGUCUCUGUGCCUUCCUCAGACGCAGGCACUCAUAGGCUGUCCACACCCAGCCCACACUCCUCUGCUGUCUUCAUCCAAUCCACAGAAGGUUCAGACCCCUCUGCUCCUGGGAUGGCAUCAACCUCUUGGUCCUUGUUUUUAGUUCCCACCACCACGGAGUCAGAGACAAACCCAGAAGAUCGUGCAACCAGUCCAUUCGUGCCAUCUUCACUGGUUCCAGAGAACCUCUGGACAUCUGCCCCUUUCCUCUCAGGGACCACAUUCCUGAUGGACAUCACUUCGACUUUGGGGAUCCCAGAGAGCCUAGGUGCCGGUACCCAGCCGGCCGCCCUGACUUCCCAGGAAGGUACCAGCUCUCCAGACACUCAGCCCGUCUUGCCCACCACCAGGGUCAGUGAAUCAGACCCAGGACUACCCAGCAGGAGCCCCAUGUCAGCAGGUACCAGGAAUGCAUCCCCAAUGGACAGCCAGGACACAGAACCCAGCAGCCUGCCCAUGGUGGCCUCCACACUGGGAAGUUCCACGCUCAGGACAGGGGCAGUGAUCGUGUCCCCAGGGACAGCUGCUGGCUCCACCUCAGCCCAGGCCCCCAGCUUCCCUGAGGUCUCUGCCUCAGGGAUCCAAGAUCUGGAGACACCCUGGAUGGCCACGUCCUCUCUGGCAGGAGCCUCCACUUCCCUUGUCUCUCCUGUGGGGGUGACCAUGGACACUGGCUCGCUGCCUGUUGCUCCCACUUUGGCCGAGCUGCGGGGCCGGACAGAAUCCACUGCUCCCCCGGGGAGCAGCUCCCAAGGGACGGUCUCCUCCUUUCUCUCCUCGGCCACCGCUGGUCCUGUCACCACAACUGGCAAGGAACCUGACACCUCCAGGCAUGCAGACCCUGCUCCAGCUGCCUCCUCCCACCCCGGGAUCUUUGCUUCAGGGCCAACAAGCAGCCAGACCCUUGCUCUGUCUUCAUCGGGCACAGUGUCUGCUAGCCACGUCCUGGGCACCCUCCCCAUCUCCUCAGAGACACAGACGGUGGCUUUCACCAUCUCAGGGAAGCCAGACGUGCAGACAGGGACUGAAGAAAGCUCCUCUGGGGUGCCCCUCAGUGGCCUGAAGACCACGUUUUCCCCUGAGCAAGGAGGAACAGCCUCGGCUAUGCCAUCCGUGGCAGGGCCCACAGCGACCAGGGCAGUGUCCACCACCAGCCCUGUGCCCACGGGGGCCUGGGGAACUGCCCUCACUGCCCGAGUGGAUGCCAGUUCUAUGGGGACUCUGGAGACUCCCGAGAGAGAGAGCGUGACCUCUCCUGGCCCUCCCAGUGUGGAACAGAGCACUGGCUAUUUCAACACACCUGGAGGCUCCUCUGCUUCCCUGGGCACCUUGACUGCUGUUGCUCUGACUACGGAGCAGGGGACCCAUGCUACCUCCUUCUCCUCUGUGGAGACCCCCAAAGCUGAGGAGGGGGCGACUUCCAGGUCCUCUUCUGAGAGCUUCCUCCCCACGCGGGGCACCCAGAGCAGCAGCAGCCCAGGGGUGGCCUCCACCACGUUGCUCCCUGCUGAGGCCCGUUCUGCAAGCAGUCCUGCAGGCCCUGGGCACAGCACACAUCCCUAUGGCUCCCCCAUCCCUGCAGAGAUCACAGCUGGCCAAGUCACAGGGGUGACCACCGGUUCCCCCAGUGGCUCCCCUGUGGACACCACUGUAGGCCACCCUUCUAGUGUUGCAGCCACGAGUCUUGGGGCAGAGACCUCCUCCCACCUUGUGCCCACCCAGGUGCCUGAAACCUCCUCUAAUGGUGUUCCCGUUUCUGGCCCGCAUGAAGGUCCUAGUGCCCCAUGGCUUUCUGCACCAGUUGCCACACUUGGGAGUGCUCUAAGCACAAGCCUCGUUUGGCUAUGGACUCCCACUGCAGCCACUCCUGAUGCCUCCUUGGGGAGCAGCCCUAUGGCAGAUGGCAUGAGUUCAACUGUCCCAGGCACUGAGAGUGCCCAUCUGACUCCCAGCAGCAAGGGCACUGACCUCCUCCCUACCUCUGCCACCUCUGCCUCACACCCUGCAAGCCCAACUUGGGGAGAAGGGGCUGGCCCAGCUGCUCCAUUGAGCACGGUCCAGCCUCUAGCAUCAAUGUCCUCACACCCUCGUGCUGGAGCAACACUUUCCCUGACCUCUACGGCUCUUAGCUCACCUAGGCAGGGGACUAGAGACCAAGAGGGGUUGUCUACUGGUUCAGAGAUUGCCUCCCCUCGCCCCUUUGCCACUACCGUAGAGGAACGUUCAAGCAGAGAUCUCUCAGCUCCUGUGACAGGAGUGGGCACCAAAGGGACAUUGGGUCAAGAGCCCAGUACCAGCCUUGGAGAGCGCCCGGCCUCCUCAAAGGACAGGGCACCCACAGGCACCAGCUCCAUUUCUCAGGACCAAUCCUUUGCUUUGGGUACCUCAAGUCCCCCAGUCAGUGCCCUGUUCCCAAGGACUGAUCCCCAGUCCCCAUUAGCCCUUGGCACAGUUGCAGAAGGCAGGUCCACUUCUCCUCUUUCCCCAGUCACGGGGCUCAGCUUUUCAUCCAUUCCCACCAUGCCCGCAUCCGAACAAAAAGGAGUCCCCUCCCCCAGGAGCACAGACUACAUGGCAGGCAUCUCAACGUCUGGUCAAGUCAGUGCCUUGUCCAGCUUCUCGCAGAAGAUCCCCCAGGACACUGCUUCUUCCCGUUCAGCUGCCUCUCUGGGUACCACCAUGCCAGGCUCCUUUGGCUCAGCCGGUCCAACGGUGUCUCCACAGGAGAAGACUAGCCCCCAGGGCAGAGGCCUGACCACCACAUCAGGGAGUUCCCUCAGUCUCAGCCCUCCUAUGACGGAGCCCCCGGUUUCCAUCAUUCGCACGGAGGCUGGCCCAUGGACACCUUCCUCUACCCCCUUGAGCAGCGAACCCAGGGCAACAGAUAGCAGCACUCCCAACCUCUUGGACACCAUCCGGACUGUGGCCACCAGCCCAGUCUCUGUGCCUUCCUCAGAGGCAGGCAGUCCUGGGCUGUCCACACCUAGCCCACCCUCCUCUGCUCUCUUCAUCCAAUCCACAGAAGGCUCAGACCCCUCUGCCCCUGGGAUGGCGCCGACCUCUGGGUCCACAUUUUUCGUUCCCACCACCACGGAGUCAGCGAUGAACCCAGAAGAUCGUGCAACCAUUCCAUUCGUGCCAUCUUCACUGGUUCCAGAGAACCUCUGGACAUCUGCCCCUUCCCUCUCAGGGACCACAUUCCUGACGGACAUCACUUCGCCUUUGGGGAUCCCAGAGAGCCUAGGUGCCAGCACCCACCAGGCCGCCCUGACUUCCCAGGAAGGUACCAGCUCCCCAGGCACUGAGCCCGGCUUGCCCACUACCAGGGUCAGCGAAUCAGACACACCAGUAGCAGAAACAUCUCCCAGAGUGAGUCACAGCACCACCCUGACUCCAAGGCCCACUACAGUUGAAUCAUCCCAUACCACUGUCUCGGUCCCAGCAAAGGAAGUCAGCUCCAUUUUGCCUCCAUCCUCAACUUCUACAGCCAUUAGUGCCACAGAAACCAGGCCAAGCCCACAUUUGCCUCUGAGGCAAACCAUUCCAGAGAAGCAGGACACCCAGACAGUAACAGAGCCAGGGUCAGCUGCUCAGCCCUCCACUGCUCUCAGCAUCAUUCCAACAUCAAUUGGAGGAGACACAAAGACCUUGGUGUCUACAGAAUGGCCGACAGAAGAUAAAACUUUGUCCAGCACCUUUCCAGACAGAGAACACAUGAACUCUCCAAGCCCAGGAGUCUUGCCUGACAGGGCCUCCACUUCUCUGCCCAGUUUAAAUGGAGGGACUUCUGUGGGGAGCACAACAGGCAUUGCCAUUCCUGGAGCCCAGAUAAGCCCAGCUGAUCCCCCUACCCCAGAGCCCACAGAGCUCACAGUUCCUGAUGGGGACACUUCCUCUGUUGUACCAGUGAUGGAUUUCAGCACCAGGGACAGUGGAAAAUUACAGAGUAGUUUCGCCUCCAGCAGCACUCCAGUGUGGGAGACCAGCAGAGCAGGCAGCACUGCAGCCUCAGAUAGUAGCACACUCACUCCAGGGAUGUUGAAUCCUUCUGAGAGCACUGCUAACCCCACGUCAAGUCCUGUGGGAGGGUCCAGCCCAGCGCCAGCUGUCUAUACCACUCCUUCCCACACCCCAAGUUCUACAGGGACCGGGUUUGGGGGGAAGAGAGACUCAUCCUUUGUAAUGACCACACCAGUGCCUGCUGUCUCCAUCACCAGCAUCUCUGGGGCUCUGCCUGGAACAAAACCAGGGGACCCCUGGUCCUCCACCUCCACUGAAGCCACAGAUCUCACCACGAUUGAUAUAGAUAUUAAGUCUACUUUGCCACAGACCUUCUCUCCUUCAUCUCCAGUCACAUCAUCUGAGGUUAUUUACGAAGCUGAGGACAUGAGCUCCAGUGCUCCUGGGACUGAGAGCAUGAGUGUCUUCCUCAGCAGCAAGGUCACAAACAUGGUUUCUCUUUACCCCAAGAUCACUGCCACUCGAGAGUUUCUGGGCACCAUGGGGCAGAGUAGCACAGGUGCUUCACCGUUCACUUCUUCACCUGGACUUCCUGUGACUUCAGCCACUAUCAUGGGAGGGGCACCAAGUAUGUCAGGUACCACUACUGGCUCAACUUCACAGGUGACUAUAACUUAUGGAGUCCCAUAUAGAGACUCAAAGAGGACUUCGGGUCUCCCAUUGGCCACAGAGGGCCCAGUCAAUACUGUCACAGCCAAGAUAACUAGCUACAUCUCUAUGGCUCCUACAGAGCACAGCACAGAAGCUCAAGGGAGCUCAGCCCUGCUUCUUACCACCAGCCCUAACUCCAUGCCUCUCCCUGGACAAAGUACAAUUUUCCCUUUAUCUACCACAGCUGAAGCCAGGGCUCUCACCAUCACUGGGACAAAUACCACCCCUGUGUGGCCAAACACACUCUCCUCUUCAACUCCUAUAACCUCAUCUGGAGUUACUCCCUUCAAUGAGAACAUAAGCUUAGCUGCCCCAAAGACCAAUACCACAAGUCUCAUCUUCAGCCCUAAAAUCACAGACACCAUCCCUCUUUCCCCUGUGGUCACCCUCAGCCCUGAGCUUUCAAGUCCAGAGUCAGAGAAAAGCACAGAUGUCCCAUUGACCACCACUUCUUCUAAAGCUCCAGUAUUCUCAGACACUAAUCCUGUAAGCUCAUCAGUCACCUCUGCUGGCUCAACUCCCCUGGGGACCACUGCUCCAUAUGCAGACAGAGAGAUGAGUUCAGAGCUUCCCCUGACCACCUUAACCAAAGAGACCACAGAAAGUACUUCUACAGGAAGGGUGAUAGAAGGUAUCCCCUCAGUUCCUCCAGGGAUCAACACUGGAGCUGACGUGAGCUCAGCCAUCCCUCCUUCUACAAGUCCAGGAGAAAGUCCAAAAAGUUCAGAAGCUACGUCUCCCAAAGAUAGAAGCUCUUCCUCUAUGUGGCCAGAGACUCCUGUCCAUAUUGGAUCAGGUUCAAGUCUGGCCACUGUGAGCCAGGCUGAGUUAUCUGAAACCCACAGUCCAUCAAUCAUCACCAAAGUCCCACAGGAGAGUGACACGGAAUUCCCAUUGUCUUCUAUUGCAACUGAUACCACUAAAAGAGUGACCAUAGCAGAUUCCACUCUGAUCUCAGGACUUGAUGAGAGCCAGGCUUCAACAGGCAUCACCAUCUCAGGGACAGAGGCCAGCAGGACCUAUCCCAUCUCAUUUCCUCCUUCAGAAAGUCACAAGACACAUACCACUAGUCCUGAGAGGGCAACAAGCACUGAUCAAGCACUGUCCACUCUGCCAACUGAGAAAUUAUUGGAAACAGGCACCAGUUCAGCUACUUAUAUUUCCAACAUGCUUUCUGAUGUCACUACUUCAGCACCUCAGACAAGUCCCCAAGGGUUUGAGAGUAAAAGCAUGUCUGCCCUGGAGGCCCAAACUGCCCUACCACCCAAGUCUGGGCCCCUUUCCUGUCUUAACUACUCCUGUGACCUUGACAAGCACAAGUCCCCUUUGGACAACUCCCUCACUGGAGUACUCAGGGUCAGCCAGCUCAACUGCAGAGUCUGUGAAGAGCUCAGGGGAGACACCAACCCUGGUUGUCACCCUGCCUCCAGCCAGAACACAGGAAAUCUGGACAUCAGCAUCUCCCAGUCCAACUCCCAUGGCCACAGAAGGCAGCAGUGCCAGGGCAGGGACAGCCUCUGUUUCUGCUCAAGUGGUGACGCUGGUGUGGUGCAGACCACACAUGCCCCAGGUCAUGGAGCAUCAGGAAGCACAGCAGCACUGACGAGGAGCCCCCGGAUACCUGGGUCCACCGUUAUACCUACAGAACUCACAGCUCAGGAUCCAGUGAUCCUUUUGAAGACCGCACCAAUGAUCUGGGAUGCUCAGUCAGGAACAGAGCCAGGCUCAGCUGCUAUGUCCUUCACUGCUCCCAGCAUCAUCCCAACAGCUGAUGAAGGGGACACAAGAACUUUCUUGGUGUCUCCAGAGGGUCCAAUAGAAGGUGGUGAGGCUAGCAUAGCGGCCAUCACACACAUCCAAGACCAAGGAGCUGCAAGAGGCACUGAAGCAAUAAGUGGCCCCCUGGUAACUUUGUCUGCUGGCAGUCCCACGACCACAGGAACUGUAAUUAGUCCCACUUUGCCUCUGUCCUCGACAACUACAGUCACCGAAAUCAGGCCUGUGUGGCAAACCACCCCAGAGAAGCGGGAUGCUCAGACAGGAACAGAGCCACGUUCAACUGCUCGGCCCUCCACUGCUCCCAGCAUCAUCCCAACAUCUGCUGGAGGGGACACAAGCACUUUCUUGGUGUCUACAGAAGCACCAACAGAAGGUAAAACUGUGGCCAGCACCUUUCCAGAGAACACAGACACCCCCAGAAGCACUCACAGAGAGCACACGAACUCCCCAAGCCCAGGAGUAACUCUCUGGCUUGACAUGGCCUCCACCUCUUCUCUGCCCAGUCCAACUGAAGGGACCAGCUACUCCAGGACUGUCCCCUCAACUUCUUUGGGGAGCAUGACAGGCAUUGCCAUGCCUGGAGCCCAGACAAGUCCAGCUGAACCUCCUACCCCAGAGCUCACAGAGCCCACAACUCCUGAGAGGGGCUCUCCCUCCAUUGUACCUGAGACAUCUUCAGGAGUCACUCUGGGCAUUGCAAGUCCUGGAUUCUCCAUGACUCCAGCAGAGUCCAUAACCACUUCAGGCUCCAGUGGUCCCUUAAAGAUCAGCCCAAAAGGGACAAUUUCUUCUCCAUUCCCUGCAGACACACCAGUAGCAGAAACAUCUCCCAGAGAGAGUCACAGCACCACCCUGACUCCAAGGCCCACUACAGUUGAAUCAUCCCAUACCACUGUCUCGGUCCCAGCAAAGGAAGUCAGCUCCAUUUUGCCUCCAUCCUCAACUUCUACAGCCAUUAGUGCCACAGAAACCAGGCCAAGCCCAGACUUGCCUCUGAGGCAAACCACUCCAGAGAAGCAGGACACCCAGACAGUAACAGAGCCAGGGUCAGCUGCUCAGCCCUCCACUGCUCCCAGCAUCAUUCCAACAUCAACUGGAGGAGACACAAAGACCUUGGUGUCUACAGAAGGGCCAACAGAGGAUAAAACUGUGUCCAGAACCUUUCCAGACACCCCUGGAAUCAGUCACAAAGAGCACAUGAACUCCCCAAGUCCAGGAAUAACUCUCUUGACUGACAGGGCCUCCACUUCUUCUCUGCCCAGUCCAACUGAAGGGACUAACUACUCCAAGACUUUUCCCUCACCCUCUGUGGGAGGCUUGACUAGCAUUAUCAUGACUGGGUCCCAGACAGUCCCAGCUGAACCUCCUACCCCAGAACCCACAGAGUUCACAACUCCUGAGGGGGGCACUUCCUCUGUUGUGCCUGUGAUGGAAUUCAGCACCAGGGACAGUGGAAAAUUACAGAGUAGUUUCGCCUCCAGCAGCACUCCAGUGUGGGAGACCAGCAGAGCAGGCAGCACUAUAGCCUCAGAUAGUGGCACACUCACCCCAGGGAUGUUGCAUCUUUCUGAGAGCACUGCUAACCCCACGUCAAGUCCUGUGGGAGGGUCCAGCCCAGAGCCAGCUGUCUACACCACUCCAUCCCACACCCCAGGUUCUACAGGGACCAGGUUUGGGGGAGAGACAGACUCAUCCUUUGUAAUGACCACACCAGCGCCUACUGUCUCCAUCACCAGUAUCUCUGGGGCUCUGCCUGGAACAAAACCAGGGGGCCCCUUGUCCUCCACCUCCACUGAAGCCACAGAUCUUACCAUCACUGGAGCAGAUACUACCCUUCCGUGGUCAAGGACACUCUCUCCUUCACCUCCUGUAACCUUAUCAGGGGUCACUAAUAAGGCUGAGGACAUGAGUUCAGCUGCCCCUAGGACUGAAGUCACAAGUCCCAUCCUCAGCAGCAAGGUCCCAGACAUAGUCCCUUCUUCCCCUGUCAGCCCACUCAUUCCUGAGAUCCCAAGUACAACUUCACGUCCAUCUCCCAUAUUCUCAGCCACCACUCCUGACAGUGUACAAAGCAAAUUGAGUGCCCAUACUGACUCAAUUCCCUCUGGGGCCAUGACUCAUCGAGUCCCACAUAUAGACUCUGAGAUGACCCCAGGUCUCUCUCUGGCUACUCUAGCUACAGAGGACACAGUCAGUUCUAUCACAACCAAGACAACUCAAUACAGCGUGGGAGCUGAGGUAAGCUCAGCCCUUCCUCCUAGUACCAGCAUAAGAGAAAUCCAAACAAAUUCUGAGACUUUGAUUCCCAGAGAGACCAGCUCAGCUUCCAGGGGACCAGUGGUGACCACAGCGACCCCUGCCCACGCUGUAUCAGGUUCAAGCCUGUCUGCCGUGACCCAGCCUGAGUUAUCUGAGACCCAAAGUCCAUUAAUCACCCCCAAAGUCCCACAGGGGAGUGACACAGGAUCCCCAUUGUCUCCUAAUGCAACUGAGGCCUAUGGAGCAGGGACCAAAACAGCUUCUAUUCUGACCCCAGGACUAGGGGAGACCCAGGCUUCCAUGGGCACCAUCUUAGGCACAGAGGCCAGUGGUAAUGAUAGUGUGAUUCCCAUGACCAAUGUCCCAGAUCAUGGAGCACCAGUAGACAGUGGAACAGUGACAAGUGGCCCCUUGACCCUUGUAUCCACGGUUAGCCCCAUAGGAUCCAGUGAAGAAAGCAAAGGGAAGAUAGUGACAACAGCUGGAGAGUCAGGGACCACAAUUACUACAACUUCCAGCCCUGCAGUAGGAACACACUCUGUUCUGGCAACAACCACCCAAACUGCUACCCCUGGUACUACUGACUUGGUAAAAACCACUCUGCCUGCUUCUUCUGGCUUGCCAGAAACCACAGUAGCACCAACUACUUGGCUUGGAGUGGAGACAAGUACAUCUGAAACUAUCCUCAUUUCUGAGACCUCCACCCCACCUGGAACCACUGUAGGAGAAGGGAAGCCCAUAGUUGUCCCUUCAUCCACUGCUAUCUUUGACAUGACAGCAUCAACCACAGCUUUCACCUGGACCACUCUGCCCCCAGCAUGGUCCACAAGCUCCUUGGACACAACUCUUUCUGGUAUCAGUAGAGAAGAGACAAGCUCGAUUGCCUCUCUGGACACAUCAACCUCAGAGACCAUAGCUUUUGUCACUACAAGGAAAGAGCCUGCCCUGGUUGAGUCCACAGCCACAAUGGACAUUAGCAGAGGAGCUGAGACUAUGGUUCUGUCCACAAGUGGGUCGCCAACCAGCUCAGCUGCCCCGCUCAUUACCACUGCUCAGACAUCCACCUGGACCACCAUGGCCAUUACUGCAGAUACUGCCACAUACUUCCUAACACUCUUCUUCCUUUGCCAGCUGGAUCCCUUGUUCGAGAAGACCAGCCUUGGCUCAUUCUAUUCUGGGUGUAGGCUGAUCACGAUGAGGUCCAUGAAUGAUGGAGCAGCAACUGGAAUGAAUUUGGUGUGUGCUCGAUGGCAAGACCCCAACAACCCAACCUUAGACCGAGAGAAGCUUUACUGGGAGCUGAGCAACCAGACCCAUAGCAUCACCAGGCUGGGUCCCUACUUCCUUGACAAGGACAGUCUCUACCUCAAUGCACCUGGAACCAACCUGGUAUCCUUUACUACGAACUUCACCAUUACCAACCUGCUGUACACAGAAGAUAUGGGACAGCCUGGCUCGGAGAAAUUUAAUUCCACAGAGAGAGUUCUGCAGCGCCUACUCGGAGACUUGUUCAAAAACAGCAGUCUUGCCUCUAGUUAUUCUGGGUGCAAGCUGACCUCACUGAGGCCUGUGAAGGAUGGGGAAGCCACUGGAGUGGAUGCUGUGUGUACCUAUCGUGAAGGCCCCACUGACCCUGUGCUAGACCGAGAGAAGGUUUAUUGGGAGGUGAGCGAACAGACCCAGGGCAUCACCAGGCUGGGCCCCUACAUCCUGGACAAGGACAGCUUCUUCCUCAAUGAUGGAGUCUUCAUCCUCGAGCUGUUCACUUUGAACUUCACCAUCACUAACUUGUUCUGCACAACAGAAAUGGAGCAGAAGGGCUCCAGAAAAUUCAACGUUACUGAGAGAGUCUUGCAGCGCCUGCUUGGCCCUGUGUUUGAGAAGACUAGCCUUGGCUCAGGCUAUUCCGGAUGCAGACUGACCUUGCUGAGGCCUGCCAAGAACAAGACAGCAACUAGAGUGGAUGCCAUCUGCGGGUAUCAGAGAGACCCCACCAGUCCUGGACUAGAUAGAGAGAUGGUUUACUGGGAGCUGAACAAUCAGACCCAGGGCAUCACCAAGCUUGGCCCUUACACCCUGGACAAGAAUAGUUUCUAUCUCAAUGGUUACAACUAUCAGAUGAGUGUCCUCUCUUUCACAACCACUCCUGUGAUAAAAACUGUUGCUUCAGCACCCUCUCUGACCUCAUCAUCAUUCCCUAUCACCACAGCAGCUGUGAAGUCCCACUUCAAAAUUUUCACCCUCAACUUCACCAUAACCAACCUGUUCUACACAGAAGACAUGGGUCAAAAGGGUUCGAAAAAAUUCAACUCCACCGAGAAUAUACUGCAGCAUCUGCUCAACUCCCUGUUUAAAAAGAGCAGCCUAGGCACUCACUAUUCUGGAUGCACUCUGACCUUGCUGAGGUCUAUGAAGAAUAGGAGAGAAACAGGAGUGGAUAUUGUGUGUGCUUAUCAGGAAGACCCCUUCAUCCCUGUCCUGGACAGGGAGAGGGUUUACUGGGAGCUGAGCAACCAGACCCAUGGCAUCACCAGGCUGGGUCCCUAUACCCUGGACAAGGACAGUCUCUAUCUUGAUGGUUUUAACUACCAGAUGCCAGCACCCUCCACAAGCACCGGGGGCUCUAGCCUAGAAACUUUCACUCUGAACUUCACCAUCACCAACCUGCUCUACACAGAAGACAUGGGACAAACAAACUCCAGCAAAUUCAACUCCACUGAGCAAAUUCUGCAGCACCUGCUCAGCCCUUUGUUUGAGAAUAGCAGCCUUGGCUCCAGUUAUUCUGGAUGCAAGCUGGUCUUGCUGAGAUCUGUGAAGAAUCAGACAGCAACCACAGUAGAUGCCAUCUGCCUAUAUCGGAAGGAUCCCACUGGUCCCUUCCUGGAUAGAGAGAGGGUUUACUGGGAGCUGAGCAACCAGACUGGUGGCAUCACCAGGCUGGGCCCCUACACCCUAGACAAGGACAGCCUUUACCUCAAUGGUUACAAUCAUCAGUCCUCCACUCCAGCAACAAGCACCAGCAGCCUUAGUCUGGAGUCUUUCACCGUGAACUUCACAAUCACCAACCUGCUCUGCACAGCAGACAUGGGACAGCCAGGUUCCAACAAAUUCAAUGCCACCGAGAGAGUCCUACAGCGCCUGCUCGGUCCCUUGUUUGAAAACAGUAGCAUUGGCUCUCACUAUUCUGGAUGCAGACUGACCAUGCUAAGGCCUGUGAAGAAUGGCACAGCAACUGCAGUGGAUGGCCUUUGUACUCACUGGAAAACCCCCACCAUCCCUAGCCUGGACAGAAGGAGGAUUUACUGGGAGCUGAGCUAUCAGACCCACGGUAUUACCAGAUUGGGUCCCUAUACCCUGGACAAGAAGAGCCUCUACAUCAAUGGUUACAACUAUCAGAUGACCCUGUCCUCCUCCACAAGCAGUGAGUAUUCUUAUCCUGGGAGCAAACAGAGAACACUGCUUGUCUAUGCAGACCCUGUUCUCACAGUAAGGACUGCUUCCAUCUUUGAUCCAUUCUCUGAAAGGUGUUGCUGCAUUUGGCCACGAGACCGAGACAUAGAAGAUCUUAGAGUUGCUGGGGCUUUCAGCCAUGAUUCUUUCACUCUAAACUUCACCAUUACCAAUCUGAUGUACACAACAGACAUGGGCCAAAAGGGUUCCAGAAAAUUCAAUUCCACUGAGAGUAUCCUGCAGCGCCUGCUCAGUUCCUUGUUUGAAAAGACCAGCCUUGUGUAUGAGUAUUCUGGAUGCAGGCUGACCUUGCUGAGGCCUAUGAAGGAAGGAACAGCAACUGGAGUUAAUUUCGUUUGUACUCGUCGGACAGACCCUGACAACCCUGCCCUAGACAGAGAGAAGGUUUACUGGGAGCUGAGCAACCAGACCUGGAACAUCACCAGACUGGGCCCCUAUACCCUGGAUAAGGAAAGUCUCUACAUCAAUGCCAUAGAACCCAGCCUGACGCCUUUCACAUUGAACUUCACCAUCACCAACCUCCGAUAUUCGGCAGACAUGGGACGCCAGAACUCAGUCAAAUUCAACAUCACAGACACCGUCAUGCAGCACCUGCUUGCCCCCUUGUUCAAAAACAGCAGCAUUGGCUCCCUGUACUCUGGAUGCAAAGUGACUGAACUCAGGUCUGUGAAAAAAGGAUCACAGACAGGUGUGGAUGCUGUUUGCACCUAUCGGCAGUUCCCCAGCAGCACUGGUCUAGACGCAAAGCAGGUUUUCCAUGAGCUGAGCAACCAAACUCACGGCAUCCGGGAAUUGGGCCCCUACUCUCUGGACAAGGACAGUCUCUAUCUCAAUGACAUGGAGGAUGUGAGCUCGGUCAAAUUCAAUAGGAAGAACAGUCAUGCAGCACCUGGUUAUAAUGAACGUGGUCCAGUCCUACCCAGUGUUGUUCCAAGUCCAACCACAACAGUAGCACCUGUGCCUCCUCUGAUGCCCACAGGACCUGGAGGCUCCAAAGCUUCUUUGCUAACCACAUCUCCUCCAGCCACAUCCCCAGCUCCAUCACCUUUCUCAAGCACCACAGCUGCUAGCCUAAGCUUACAGUCUUUCACUCUAAACUUCACCAUCACCAACCUGCUCUACACAGAAGACAUGGGUCUUCCUGGAUCGGGAAAAUUCAACUCAACUGAGAGAGUCCUGAGGCAUCUGCUGGACACCUUGUUCAGGAAUAGCAGUAUUGGCUCUUUCUACUCUGGAUGCCAUCUGACCUCCCUGAGACCUGUGAAGAAUGGCUCGGCAACUGGAGUGGAUGUUCUGUGCACCUAUCGGAGAGAUCCCACCAGACCUGUCCUGGACAGAGAGAGGCUUUAUCGGGAGCUGAUCAAUCAGACUUUUGGCAUCAGCAGGCUGGGACCUUAUUCACUCGAUAAGGACAGUCUCUACCUUGAUGGUUAUAAUGAACACAGCACAGUCCAGUAUACUAGUACUCAAGAGCCAGACACUGCAUCCACAUCUGAAAUUCCCCUGAGCACCACUGAGCUUGGUGGUACCACAGCCCCUGUGACGACCAUAUUUGUUCCAGCAACAUCUCUGGCUCCAUCACCAUUCUCCAAUGCCACAGCCAGCAACCUCAGCCUGGAAACUUUUACCCUGAACUUCACAAUCACAAACCUGGCCUAUACAGCAGAAAUGGGACACCCAGGCUCCAGCAAAUUCAAUAACACAGAGAGGAUUUUGCAACGCCUGCUUGGACUGUCAUUCCGGAAAAGUAGCAUUGGUUCCUUCUACUCUGGGUGCAAAGUUACCUGCCUGAGACCUAUGAAGAAUGGCUCGGCAACUGGAGUGGAUGCUCUGUGCACACAUCGGAGAGACUCCACAAGCCCCUUCCUAGACAGAGAGAGGGUUUACUGGGAGUUGAGCAACCAGACAAAGAACAUCACCAAGCUGGGCCCCUACUCCCUUGAUAGGGACAGUCUCUAUGUCAAUGGGUUUUCACAUUGUAGCUUUAUUUAUGCGUUUUUCAUUCUAUGUGAUCUACCUCCAGCUUCUGUGAUGACCACUCUUCCUCCAGACACCUCUCUGACUCCAUCACCGUUCUCCAGCACCACAGCUGGUGGUCACAGCCUGGAACUUUUCACCCUGAACUUUACCAUCACCAACCUGUUCUACACAGAAGACAUGGGGCACCCUGGCUCUGGCAUUUUCAAUUCCACUGAGAGAGAGCUGCAGCGCCUGCUCAGCCCCUUGUUCAAGCAAAGCAGCAUUGGUUCCUCCUAUGCUGGAUGCAAAGUGAUUGCCCUGAGAUCUAUGAAGGAUGGCUCAGCAACUGGAGUGGAUGCUGUGUGCACUCAUCGAGGGGGGCCAACCAAUCCCUAUCUAGACAGAGAAAGGAUUUAUUGGGAGCUGAGUAACCAGACCCAUGGCAUCACAAGACUGGGCCCCUAUACUCUGGAAAAGGAUAGUUUUUAUCUUAAUGCUUUUGGUCCACCCACUGCAUCAUUAUUUACAACUCCCUUGGUGUCCUCAGGGCCUGGAGUCUCUACAGCUCCCGUGAGCACCUCGUUCCCUGAAGACACCUUUUCAACUCCAUCACCAUUCUUCAGCACCUCAGCUGGCAGCCAUGCCCUGGAACCUUUCACACUAAACUUCACUAUCACCAACCUGCGCUACACAGAAGACAUGGGGCGCCCUGGCUCUGCCAUUUUUGGCUCCACAGAGAGAAUCUUGCAGCAGCUGCUCAAUCCCUUAUUCAUGAAAACCAGCAUUGGUUCCUUCUACUCCGGAUGCAGGCUAACUUCACUGAGAUCAAAGAAGGAUGGCUCAGCAACAAGAGUGGAUGUUGUAUGCACCCGUUGGCAAGAUCCUGCCAGGCCCUUCCUGGACAGAGAGAAGGUUUACAGGGAGCUGAGCAACCAGACCUAUGGUAUCACCAGGCUGGGCCCCUACAUCCUGGAUGAAGAGAGCCUCUACCUUAAUGGUUAUAAUGAACAUAGUCCAGUCCAACCCAUGACAACUUCUGGGUCAGCCACUGGAUCAACCUUCACACAUUCCCCAGGACCCACGGGGCCUGGAGCCAACACAGUCAGUGGAACUGCUAGCCUGGAAUCUUUCAUUCUAAACUUCACCAUCACCAACUUACUCUACACAGAAGACAUGGGGAGCCUAGGCUCUGAAAAGUUUAAUGCUACAGAGAGGAUCCUUCAGCGCCUGAUUGGUUUCUUGUUCCGGGAAAGUAGCAUUGGCCCCUUCUACUCUGGAUGCAAGGUGACUUCUUUGAGACCUAUGAAGAAUGGAUCUGCAACUGGAGUGGAUGCCCUGUGCACACAUCACUUUGACCCUGCCAACCCUGUCCUGGACAGAGAGAGGGUUUAUCAGGAGCUGAGCAGGGUGACACAUGGCAUCACCAAGCUGGGGCCCUAUACCCUGGACAAGGACAGUCUUUACCUUGAUGGUUAUAAUGAACACAAAGUGGUCAGACCUACUACCACAACGUCUCUGGCUCCCUCACCAUUCUCUAGCUCCACAGCCAGUGGCCACAGCCUGGAGGCAUUCACCUUGAACUUCACCAUCACUAACCUUCUCUACACUGCAGAGAUGGAGCACCCAGGCUCCAGCAAAUUCAAUUCCACUGAGAGGGUCCUGCAGCGUCUGCUUGGCCCCUUAUUUCGGAACAGCAGCAUUGGCUCCUCCUACUCUGGAUGCAAGCUGAUGUCCCUGAGACCUAUGAAAGAUGGAUUAGCAACUGGAGUGGAUGCCUUGUGCACCUAUCGGAGAGAUCCUAACAGCCCCGUCCUGGACAGAGAAAGAGUUUACUGGGAGCUGAGUAACCAGACAUAUGGCAUCUCCAUGCUGGGCCCCUACUCCCUUGCUAAGGACAGUCUCUAUCUCAAUGGUUAUAAUGAACAUAUUCCAGUCCAACCCUCUACCACUCUAGGGUCAGGGACUGCAUCCUCAGCUGCAACCUCUCUGUGGCCCACAAAGCCUGGAGGCUCCACAGCUCCUGUGUCAACUACAGUCGCUCCAGAAAAAUCUCUGGUUCCUUCACUGAUUUCCAUCACUACAGCCACUGGCCACAGCCUGGAGGCUUUCACACUGAACUUCACCAUCACCAACCUGCUCUAUACAGCAGACAUGGGAAACACUGGGUCCAAUAAAUUCAAUACCACAGAAAAAAUCCUGCAGCACCUGCUUGACCCCCUGUUCAGGAAUAGCAGCAUUGGCUCCCUCUAUUCUGGAUGCAGAGUGAUCUCUCUGAGCUCUAGAAAAGAAGGGUCAGCAACAGGAGUGGAUGCUGUGUGCCUCCACUGGAGAGAACCCAGCGUCCCCUUUCUGGACAGAGAGAGGGUUUAUUGGGAGCUGAGCAACCUGACAAAUGGAAUCACCAGACUUGGCCCUUAUACCUUGGACAAGAAUAGUCUCUACCUCAAUGGUUAUAAUGAACACAAUUCAGCCCUGUUUACUACUAUUUCUGGCCUAUACAGUGCAUCAACAUCUGCAACUCCCUUGGGCUCCACCGGGAGGGGAACCUUCACAGCUCCUGUGCAGACCACAUAUACCCCAUCUACCUCUCUGGUUCCUCCAUCAUUCUUCAGCACCACAGCUGGUGGCCAGAGUCUGGUGCCUUUCACACUGAACUUCACCAUCACCAACCUAUUCUACACAGAAGACAUGGGGCAACCUGGAUCUAAUAAAUUCAACAGGACAGAGAGCAUUCUGCAGCGCCUGCUCAGUCCCUUGUUCAAGAAAAGCAGCAUAGGCAACUUCUACACUGGCUGCAAAGUGGCCUCCCUGAGACCAAAGAAGGAUGGCUUAGCCACAGGAGUGGAUGCAGUGUGUACUUAUUGGAGAAACCCCACUAAAUCCAUUAUGGACAGAGAGAAAGUCUACUGGGAACUGAGCAACCAGACACAUGGUAUCAGCAGAUUGGGACCCUACACCCUGGAUAAAAACAGUCUCUACCUCAAUGGUUACAAUGAACGAAAUCCACCCCAAUUGGGUACCACUCCUGGCCUAACCACCAUACCACCACCUGCAAUCCCUCUGGGACCCACAGGACCUGGACACUGGACUGCCAGUGACCUCAGACUGCAUCCUUUUACCUUGAACUUCACCAUCACUAAUCUACCCUAUACUACAGACAUGGGACACCCAGGCUCUACCAAAUUUAACAACACAGAAGGGGCCCUUCAACGACUGCUGGGUCCCUUGUUCAGGAACAGCAGCAUUGGAUUGAACUACACUGGAUGUGGACUGAUAUCUCUGAGACCUGCGAAGGAUGGGUCAGCAACUAGAGUGGAUGCCAUAUGUGUCCAGCAGAGAGGCCCCACCAGCCCAGUCUUUGACCGAGAGAGAGUUUACCAGGAACUGAGCAAGCAGACUCACGGCCUUACUAGGCUGGGACCUUAUGCUUUGGACAAAGACAGCCUCUGUCUCAAUGGCUAUUCAUCUCAGAGUAUCCCUGGACAAGGAGAAUACCAGCUUGAUUUCAGGAUCAUCAACCACAACCUUAGCAACCCUGACCCCACAUCCCCAGAGUACCAAGCACUGCAGAGAGACAUCCAGAACAAGAUGACACAGCUGUACUCAAGCAGCCAGCUCCAGGAUAGAUUCCGCUACUGCCUCAUCACAGGCCUCAGGAUAGGCUCUGUGUUGGUCACCUGCAACUGCAGCUUCUCCUCCAACCUGGAUCCUGACACCAUCGGACAAGUGUUUCUGGACAGGACCCAGAAUGCCACCGCCCACUGGCUGGGGGACUCCUACGAGCUGGAUAACCUUCAAGUGACAAAAUUGGAACUAGCCUUUCCACUGUCUACAGCUAAGCCAUUGAUUGACUCCAGGCUCCAACAUUUCCGGCUAAACUUCACCAUCACCAGCCUGCUCUAUUCCCAGGACUUGACACUCCCUGACUCAGCCAAAUAUCAGGACAACAAAAAUGGCAUUGAGGAGGCGCUAAACCAGCUCUUCAGAAACAGCAGCAUCAAGAAGUACUUCUCUGAUUGUCAAGUGCAGACCUUUAGGCCUGUCCCUCCCAGCAGCCACACAGGGGUGGACUCCCUGUGUGAUUUCACACAAACCACUCGAGGCCAGGGCUUUGACAGGGCUGCCGUGUAUGAAGAGUUCCUCAGACUGACAAACAAUGGCACCCGACUACAGAACUUCACUCUGGAUCGGAACAGUGUCCUGGUGGAUGGGUAUUCUACCAACAGAAUAGAUGGAACAAUGAAGAAAACCCACCUGCCCUAUUGGGCCAUCAUCCUCAUCUGCCUAGCUAUGCUCCUGGGGCUCAUCGUUAGCCUGAUAUGCUGCUUUGUGGUCACCAUGUGCUUGCGGAAAAAGGAAGGAGAUUACGAGGUCCAAAGGCGAACCAUCAGCUCUUACCUCUCCCACCUGGACCUGAGGAAAAUUCAUUGAUAAUGGACUGUGAUAAAGUAGCAAAGUGAACCCAGGCACCUUGACCCCUGGUGCUGACCAUAACCUUGGAGGGGGCUGGG